UUUUCGACAACGUCUGAAUGCACCACGUCACGUGACAGCAUCUGACAGGAGGAACACUAACAUGGCGGUGUGCAUAGCAGUGAUCGCGAAGGAGAACUAUCCGCUGUAUAUCCGCAGUGUUCCCACUCAAAAUGAGCUGAAGUUUCACUACACAGUGCACACCUCUCUAGAUGUGGUUGAGGAGAAGAUUUCAGCUGUGGGCAAAGCUUUGGGAGAUCAGAGAGAGCUGUACCUGGGUCUGCUCUAUCCCACCGAAGACUACAAAGUAUAUGGGUAUGUUACCAACUCCAAGGUAAAAUUUGUCAUUGUCGUGGACUCCUCAAAUACAUCGUUACGGGACAACGAAAUAAGAAGUAUGUUCAGAAAACUACACAACUCUUUCACUGAUGUAAUGUGCAACCCCUUCCAUAAUCCUGGAGACCCCAUUCAGUCCAAGGCCUUUGAUGGCAUUGUAUCUGGAAUGAUGGUGCAAUCAGGCUGAUAUCCAUUUCACCUCCUCUGAAACUCCCCUGUACAGAACAGUCCUUAUUCAUGUUUUUGUUUACAUGUUGCCUUGAUUAUAGCAAUUCAUUAAUAAACCUCAAUGUUGUUCCAA
Messenger RNA from Cheilinus undulatus (humphead wrasse), 595 nucleotides. It is a transcript of the gene trappc2l, whose product is annotated as trafficking protein particle complex subunit 2L. NCBI's taxonomy places the organism in Eukaryota, Metazoa, Chordata, Actinopteri, Labriformes, Labridae. Gene Ontology annotation, cellular component: nucleus; TRAPP complex; cytoplasm. The record is from RefSeq and is a predicted model, not a curated record. The transcript is spliced from 5 exons. Gene Ontology annotation, biological process: endoplasmic reticulum to Golgi vesicle-mediated transport. Bases 62 to 481 code for a protein of 139 amino acids.